This is a messenger RNA of Doryrhamphus excisus (bluestripe pipefish), 1193 nucleotides long. Its product is annotated as cystatin-B-like. Gene Ontology annotation, cellular component: cytosol. The record is from RefSeq and is a predicted model, not a curated record. Gene Ontology annotation, molecular function: cysteine-type endopeptidase inhibitor activity. NCBI's taxonomy places the organism in Eukaryota, Metazoa, Chordata, Actinopteri, Syngnathiformes, Syngnathidae.
UUUGUCACAAUGGGCCAAUGUCUUCGCCAAAACCUAUAAUUCAUGACCACGGGUACUAGAUACAGAUACUACGGGUAUUUAUUUGGCUUUCUGCUGACCGUGUUCAUUAGUUUCUUCUUCUUUGUCGUCAGUUAGUCAAACUGUCACUGCUACUACAGCGCCGCCCUCAGGCUGGUUGAGGCGUGACUCCUUCGGGAGCUCGGAGGAGCAAAGAUCAGGGGCGUAUAAGUCAUUUGGGGGCCCAAAGCAACCCUGGUCAUUGGGGCACUGCAAUGAGUUUAUUAGUUUAUUUCUCACCUCAACACAAGGUCUUCAGCGUGGGCAACAGGAAGUAGGCCAGAACAUUUUUCCUGAUGUUGAAAUCUGUUACAGUGAUCUUUUAGCUUUUGUUGCUAGCUACAUAGCCAUGGUUAUAUUACCCCCCCAAAAAGAAAAACAAAUCAAUAUUGUUUAUCGUCACCUAACAACUUCUCACAUUUCUCUUUUGAAUAUUGCGUUUUUAAAAAUCAAUAAAGCGGGAUGUGCUCGGAUACAAAAGUUGAAACUCGCCAAAAGGCCAUCAAGUAUUUGACAUCACGUGUAACCUUUGUUAUACCUGGGAAAUAUAAAUGCUUCCAUCACAUCAAGUUACGGGAAGGAUGAUUGCACAUUAAAAAGGAAAAAGUUCCACCCCCCUCGAGAGUGGGCGGGUCCACGAGCCACGAGUCAGCGUCACGCCAUAAAACCAACAGACACAUUUGACCUCCACUCUUUUUCCCUGCUACCUUUCUUCUCCUUCUACCGACACCUGACAUCCAUCAUCAUGAUGAUGUGCGGAGGACUCAACGAGCCUAAGGCUGCCGACCCAAAGAUCCAGGCCAUCUGCGAGAAAGUGAAGCCUCAUGUUGAGCAGAAAGCCGGCAAGUCUUUUGACGUCUUCACUCCCAAGAUGUAUCGGGAGCAGGUGGUGGCUGGGACCAACUUCUUCAUUAAGGUGCACGUGGGGGGAGAGGAUCACAUCCACAUCCGCGUCUUCAAAAAGCUGCCGUGCAACCCGGGAGAAGAUCUGGAGCUGAGCGGCAUCCAGGAGUCAAAGAGCCACUCCGACCCCAUCGAGUACUUCUGAGAGACUCGGCGUGUGAACGAUUCUUUUGACAAAGCGCACCUCUGUGUGUGUUCAUGGUGAGUUGUGUCGCGGAUGAACCAAUAAAGAA